AUGGCCACUGGAGUGAUCGCCAUCGAGGAUCUUCCAGUGUUGCAAUGUCUGCGGAUUCCUCCAAAUUUGACGCUAAAUGAUUUGCAAUUUGAGAUGGGAUGUCUUGAGAAGGAUCAGCUGAGUGAAGGAGGAAAAGGAGGAGAGAUACCACAAAGACUCUCCCACGAGACUAGCACGUGUAGCCCUCCAAAAAUCAGAAAACCAUUGACAGGAGUGCUCAAAGUUGCGGAAGAUUUCCCAUCACCUUCACUUUCUGGCUCAUCGUCCAUUCAAAAAUCGAAUGGACCUCGCUUCUCCGAGAAGUUGAAAACACUCAUUUCGUGUAAGUCGAGCUCCCUUGCAAUGGUGUUACCUUCAACUAGCAGCGAUUCGCCGUCAAUAAAGCCCUCAAACGAACUACGAUUCUCUCAAUCUAUGGAUCCGAAUAAGCAACAAUGCCCAUCUCUAUGUGCAGAUUUUCCACAAAAUAGCAGUGAAACAAAAGAAUUGAGUGCCACCGAAGAAAAGGUGCCUUUUUUCUACAUCUACCUAGCGCUUCUCUUCGUAAUUCUUUGUCUUGUGGCCAUCAGUGUUUACAAUUAUUAUUCGAGUCUUAAAACAUAUCGACCAAGCACGAUCUUUCAUCUUGUUUCUUUUUUGAAUCGAGUUGAUCGAUUUAAAGCCAACAAUUCAACUCGAUUCCCA
Mesorhabditis belari is the source of this 684-nucleotide messenger RNA. NCBI's taxonomy places the organism in Eukaryota, Metazoa, Nematoda, Chromadorea, Rhabditida, Rhabditidae. The record is from the annotation of a GenBank genome assembly.